GCUACGCCCAAACGUCGUUUCCUUGCAAUCCGUCCUGUAGUACUUCUCGACGUUCAUUCCUUUUAUCUGUAUCAUCAUAAUCAACAUUCUUUUCCAAAGGAAUCAACAUCUUGGAUAUGUCUGAAGGAAUCUGGGAGAAGUUUUCCCAGGUCGCCGUGAAGGGAGCUGAACAUGACUCUCGUGAACGCCGGCCCCAUCCGAAAUGUUUGAAAGGGACCCGGGUGGUCCUUCUCAACCACAUUCAUGGAUUAUCAGACACCAAAGAGACGAAUCGACUGAUCUGGUUGCAUGGCACAGCCGGCGUUGGAAAAUCUGCUGUAGCGUUCACUGUAGCCGAAAGGAUGAGAGGCCUGAAAAUGACAGAGGAGACGAAAGAAGAAACGCGGCUCGGUGGAACAUUCUUCUUCUCGCGCAAACACACGAAACGCCGCACGACUGGUUAUUUCUUUAUAACGCUUGCCUACCAGCUUGCCCAAAAUUUUUCCAGCAUUCAGACAGACGUGAACAGAGCUAUCCUCAAGGACCCCACCCUUCUGGAUCCCGAAAAGUCACUUCGCAAGCAGAUGGAGGGGUUGUUUCUACAACCUCUGCGGAAGCUUCGUUACAGACUACAGAAGUGUCCUCCUUUGACGUUCGUUGUCGACGCCCUUGAUGAAUGCACACACGAAUCCCCCAAUGAAUACUCAUCCGAAUUCAGGGAUGAAGGCCAAUCCGAAAGCGAGGUUACCGAACUCAUCUCCCUGCUCGCCCAAGUUCUUCGCGAUCCUGAUCUUCCUUCCAUCCACAUUCUAGUCACGAGUCGUUCGGAAGCGCAUAUUUGUGAAGCCAUGCAGAAUGAAGACGUGCGCCCGUUGUUGUGCGAGAUACCAGUGAAGAUUUCUGGGGAGGGUGUUACUCCUAUCAUCUCCCUAGACGGCGCAGAUGUUGAUGAAGAUAUCUAUCGAUUCUUGGAGCAUUCAUUUGGAAAGCUACGAAGUCGCUCUCCUACCUUCUCGCAGCCAACGAAGGAUCAAAUCGAGAAGCUGGCAAUCCGAGCGGGCAGACGUUUCAUCGUAGCAUCUACAAUGAUGAAAUUUAUUGAUGAUCGACACAACGAUCCCGGUGACCGGCUUGAACUCAUGCUCGAACUAACGAGUCAAUUGCUUCCGGGAACGGAGGUGUACGAGUUAUACGACCGUAUCCUCUUCACAUGCACUGAUCCGAAGCUGGCUUACCUGUACAUGUCCGUUGUUGCUGUCCUUAUAGAUCCUCUACCGAUCUCACAAAUCUCGGAACUUCUUGGCCCUGGUCAGGGCAGGGACGUCGAGAAGGUGCUGGUACAACUGCGGUCUGUCAUAGAUAUUCCUCCCGACAACAGUCUCCCCGUGAAUAUCUAUCACUCGUCCGUCCGUGACUAUGUUUUUCAUCGCUCAAACUGCAGUCUCUAUAACACUUCACCCCACUCCCUGCUCGCACAUUCUUCUCUCCGUUUAAUGAUACAAGAGCUCCCAGGUCGAUCAGCCCUCUUGUAUGCACUCUCAGCAUUGAAAAAGCACAGUCAAGCUAUGGAACCCCACGACCCCAAGAAUCUAACACACUCACUAUCUUUCAUCGUCCAGCCGCCGGAGCCCAUACAGGUGCUUGUAACUCUUCUAUGGCUUCGGGGAAAUCACAGUCCAGAGUUACAAUUCUGGUUAGGCACUCAGGACGGGCGUGCGUGGCUGGAAGGUCAGGAUGGGUGUGCAUGGCUGCAGACUCAAGAAGGGAAAGGCUGGUUGCAAACCCAGAUGGCGCAAAGCUGGCUAGAUAUCUCUAACCAGCUGCAGAAUCAGCGCGGGCAAAACUCAGGCUCUAUUGGUCAAACUGUAUUGGCAAGAAUACCAUCGGUAGUUCUACAACACUCGCCGCAGACCCAGGAUCUACAGCAGAUACACAAUUCCGAGGGGUCACAGCCGCUGACCGUGCACAAAACGCAGAUACACUAUCCCACGGGAUUACGGAGCCAGUCUAUGUGGGACCCGCUACCGACCCAACACAAGAAAACUUCAUUCCCGAUCCGGAUUAGGAACAACAACUGGCUGCAGACCCAGGAGGGAAAGGACUGGGUGCAGAGCCAUGUUGGGAAGGACUGGGUGCAGACCCAGGGAGGACAAGACUGGCUACAGACCGAGAGUGCGAAGGACUGGUUACAGACCUAUGGAGGGAUGUGCUGGGUGCAGACACAUGGCAUACCGGACUGGCUACAGACCCAGGGUGGGCGACAGUGGCUGCAGACCUUCGCUGGCCAAGACUGGCUGCAGACAUUCGGCGGCCAAAACUGGCUGCAAAGCGAGUACGGCCAAGACUGGCUGCAGACCCACGAUGGGCAAGACUGGCUGCCCACUCAGGGUGGGAACGACUGGCUGCAGACUCCGGGUGCGCGGGACUGGCUGAAAACCCCAGACGGGCGAGACUGGUUGCAGACGCCACAAGGUCAAAUGUGGCGAUUGACGACUGCUUGGGUGGCAAUGGAGGAAUUUUCGAACACAUUAGAAGCGAUAAAACAGUACAUUAUCAUCCCGGAAUUGUCUGCACAGCCAGCUUUUCGAGUCAUUCGGCAGUUCAAGAGCUUGCCGGAUUUCUUAAUGUUUCCUGUAUUCUUGGCAUUAAGGCACCAGGAUCAUCCCACCACCUCUGCAUUCACACAAGAUCACCUCUCAUCAGACAUCGAGAUUAUCCAUGCAAUGAAGGCUUUUUCAAAUUUCGCAAACGAAACACGCGAACGAAGUCAGUUAUCUUCCAACGUUCUCAAUUACGCAUGUCAAAACUGGGCCGUCCAUAUCUCGCAAGCUCCGAAGCCAUGGAACGGGAAACUCGCCCAUAUAUUCAAGUCUUUCUGGGAUAAUCAUCUCCCCAACUGGCUCGAAAGACAGUGGUGUGUGAAGGAUCUGCAGUCUUGCCUGACUAUCUUAGCUGAAAGCGAGAAGCUUGCAAAGGAACACCUUCUCCAAACCCCGGAUCAUCUUAAUAAUCAGUCUGAAAUUGUUGGGUUUUUCGAAGGUAAGAAACCUGCAAAGGAACAUCUUCUCCGAAACCCAGGCCAUCUCAGUGACCACUCCGAAGCUGUCGGGGUCUCCGAAGGCGAGAAACCUGCAAAGGAAUUUCUUCUCCAAAUCCCAGGUCAUCUCGAUGACCAAUCUGAAGCUAUCGGAUUUACGCAGCAUAUCGUACUGUCUUGCAUCGUCUUCCUUAUCGCCUUUCUUAUCACCUUUCGUUGCAUGUUCGAAUCUUAAACAAUGCGAUAAGUCGUGUAAGGCCGCAUGUAUCGCAGAGCCCGCUACUUAUUUCUAUCAUAUUUCUUCAAUUAUCUUGCUUCAUAGAUUGUCCGUACUAUAUAUUGAUACUGUUGUACUUUUUGAGUUUGUCACUUGCAAGAUGAAGCUAUAUGUAACCCAA
Messenger RNA from Suillus bovinus, 3414 nucleotides. RefSeq lists its product as uncharacterized. The record is from RefSeq and is a predicted model, not a curated record. NCBI's taxonomy places the organism in Eukaryota, Fungi, Basidiomycota, Agaricomycetes, Boletales, Suillaceae. The coding region runs from base 117 to 3251 and encodes 1044 amino acids. The transcript has 6 exons.